AGAUGCAAAGUUAAUACCGUCGAUUACAACUUACAAGUGAAUGAUAGGUUAAGACGCAGGGUCCGAUGAGAUGAGCAUUUGGAAAAACUGAAAAGGAGAGAUGGUCAUCCCGAAAAGCGAAAUAAUGGUCGGCAGAAUCAGAAAAAGUUCAAGUAUUUGAAAAGCCCCUCACUCAUGGAAGAAAUGGAAACUGGUUUAAUUGGAUGACUCAUUUGUAGGCUGGUCCCGUGCAUGGAAGGACGACAAUCAACGUCACAGAGAAGCACCACCUACCUUGUAGAAGAAAUUCAUAUAAAAAGCUGCACACCCUCCCACUACAUUUACAGGGCUGUGAAUCUGGGAAAUUGGCUCAUCAUUGAAGGCUGGAUGAAACCGUCUCUCUUUGAUGGAAUUAUCAACAAGGAUCUUCUGGAUGGAACUCAAGUGCAAUUGAUGUCGACAAAGUUGCAGAAGUACCUCUGCCCAGAAAAUGGGGGAGGAACUACUCUUGUCGCCAACCGUACAAGUGCUUCGGGUUGGGAAACUUUCCGGUUGUGGAGGGUGAAUGAAUCGGCUUUCAAUUUCAGAGUGUCCAACAAUCAAUUCCUGGGAUUAGAAAGCCAAGGUGCAGGGAACAGACUAGUGGCCAAUUCAGAUUCACCUACCGACUCGGAAACGUUUCAGAUUCUAAGAAGCCAAGAUGACCCCACCUUAAUUCGCAUCCUUGCGCCAAACGGCCUGUUUUUACAGGCUAUUUCAGAGAACCUGGUAACCGCAGACUAUGAAGGAUCAGGCUGGGAAGACGACAACCCGUCUGUAUUCAAAAUGACCAUUCUAAAUGACAAGACCAUAAAAGGCGAAUACCAAAUUACAAACGGUUACGGCCCAGAAAGAGCUCCCAAAAUCAUGCGGGAUCACUGGAACACGUAUAUAACUGAGGAAGAUUUCAAGUUCAUGUCAGAGAAUGGUUUAAGUGCAGUCAGGAUUCCAGUUGGAUGGUGGAUAGCGUUUGACCCAACACCCCCAAAACCAUUCGUGGGAGGAUCACUGGAAGCUUUAGACAAUGCCUUCACAUGGGCACAAAAGUAUGGAAUGAAAGUAAUAGUGGACCUGCAUGCUGCGCCCGGUUCCCAAAACGGCAACCCUCACAGUGCAACCAGAGAUGGAUCUCGCGAAUGGGGAGAUUCUUACAUACCGCAGACUGUAUCAGUCAUCGACUUCCUAGCUGCAAGAUAUGGUGAGAGAUCGAGCCUGGCGGCAAUAGCGUUAAUGAAUGAACCGCUGGGAAUUAAUUUGGACAGCCUGAAGAAGUACUACGAAGCAGGGUACGAUGCUGUGCGGAAACACAGUGGCAGUGCUUAUGUGAUCAUGUCGAGUCUGCUGGAUAAAAGCUCGAAAGAGCUGUUAUCUUUCAUCGGAGGUUUUGAAGGAGCAGUUAUUGAUGUGCAUUAUUACAAUCUUUUUUCCAAUUCCUUCUCCAAGAUGAACGCACAGCAGAACAUUGAUUACAUUACUGAACAGAGAGCGUCUGAUGUGAGGUCUCUGACCUCACCUAAUGGGCCCCUUCUUUUUGUCGGGGAGUGGAGCGGUGACUGGCUGGCUCGGGGCGCGUCCAAGGAAGACCAUCAAAGAUUUUUAGAGGUGCAAGUGGAGGUGUACUCGCGGGCCACUUUUGGAUGGGCUUAUUGGGCCUACAAAUGUGACUCUCACUACUGGAGCCUCCAUUGGAUGAUCCAGAGCAACUACAUCAAGCUCUAAUUGUCGGCAACUUCCAUGCAUCCAUUCGCCUGGCCUCCAUAACAAAAAGAUUAUCACUGAAUUCCCUUCCCAUCCAUAAUCCUGAUGAUGGGCUUUUCACUCCAACCAUUCCAUGGAUUAUCUAGGACCAUUCCGUAAGGCUUGUAACUUCUCUUACCAAGUUACGCAAUAAAGUCACCGCCCACUGUAAAAAUUGAAGUCCAUGUAUCAUCCAUAUAUAAUUAUAUGUUACAAAAAGAGAACAAUGUUACUUUAUAAUUCACUCGAAAAUACACGCGAUUUUUCAAAAA
Molecule: messenger RNA, 2027 nt
Organism: Prosopis cineraria
Lineage: Eukaryota; Viridiplantae; Streptophyta; Magnoliopsida; Fabales; Fabaceae
Product: probable glucan 1,3-beta-glucosidase A
Exons: 9
Coding region: 232-1737 (501 amino acids)
Biological process (GO): actin filament bundle assembly; cell migration; establishment or maintenance of cell polarity
Cellular component (GO): cytoplasm; actin cytoskeleton
Molecular function (GO): actin filament binding; hydrolase activity, hydrolyzing O-glycosyl compounds
Source: RefSeq, a predicted model, not a curated record